GGGAUCUCCACUGAACCAUGUCAAGCUCAGUGAAAAGUAUUUCCAUAAGCUACGACCCUAUAAAUGAGCAGAACACCUUUUCCAACGGAGAUGUCCUCACAGGCUGGGUGGUUGUGGUGAUUACAAAGAAAACCAAGAUCGAGACGCUCCUGGUCAAAGUCAGAGGCAAAGCAGAAGUUUUCUGGAGUGAGAGCCAUGGUGAAAACACUGAUUAUUACCACGCCAAGGAGAAAUGCCUCAAACUGGAUCAAAUCAUCCUCUCUCGGAAGAAAGAUGAAAAUGAUAUUGUCCUUGCUCCCGGAAACCAUGUGUACCAGUUUGCAUUUCAGAUCCCACAGGGAAGCUUGCCCUCGACUUUUAAAGGAGCCCAUGGUUCUAUACAGUACAAGGUGGAGGCCAAACUGAGUCGUUCGUGGCGGGUACCAAGUAGAGCUAAGUCUCCAUUCACAUUUCAGUCGAAGGUUGACCUGUGUGUCCAGCAACUCAUGUCACCCCAACAUGAAACCAUUAGAAAGAAAUACAACUUUCUGACCUCUGGAAUAGUCAACAUGAACGUGAACUUGGACAAGUCGAGCUACCGGCAAGGUGACGGGUUAAAGGUCACAGUAGAAGUGGAUAAUGGCACUUCUCGAGAAAUUGCACCCAAGUUCUGUGUGACCCAGAAGCAGAACUUCUAUGCCAAUGGGCGCAGGAACCUUUACAUGAAAAAGGUAGUAAAGGCGGUUGGGAAGCCAAUCCCUGGGAAAUCGCAGCAGAUGCUUGUUCAAGUGCUCGACCUUCCCCGUGACCUGUCUGUGUCCAUCCUGAACUGUAAAAUCCUCAAAGUGGAGUACAAGCUCCGGGUCUACCUGAACAUCCCUUAUGCCAAAGACCCAGAGCUCAAGAUACCCUUUGUUGUCCUUCCCGCUGACUAUGUUUUCCUUCCUGCCGCAGAACCAGACCUGUCUGUUCCUUUCAGCACAUUUGGAGACACUGGCAAAACAAAUCCACCCCCAGCAGUCCCUGGUGCUGCUUACCCAACUGCCCCAGCAUUUUUUCCACCCCAGCCUUUAUCUGGGCCUUUUAUAUCAUCAAACCCAGCAGGAGUUCCUCCCCCCUAUGCCCAAGCAGCUGUUUUCCCACCUCAAGCUGACCCAUUUGCACCUCCACACUAUUCCGCCCAAAAUCCACAUCCAUCUCCAGGUGGCGCAGGCGUAUUCCCACCCCAAGCUGUCCCUGGGGCACCUCCCCCCUAUAUUGCUUUUGAUCAGUUUCCAACAUCAACUGCCCCGGGGGCACCUCCACCCUACUGGGCUUCAGGUGGGACUGAACCCCAGCCUGGUCAAGGUCCAAGGCAAACUGCUUCUGGAUUGUACCCAUCUCUGUCUGAGAGCGGGGAGAAGGUACCUCUCUAGGCCAGAUGGACUUUAAAUACGACAUCAUGUUCAGAAAAAGUCUGGGCACGAAUCAAUGACUAAUCAACUUGAAGGACAAUCUGCUCCCAGGAUGGAAACUCUGAAUUUUGAUUGCUUGCAUUCCUUUCUGAGUACUUAAUUUGCUUGGCCAUUUUUAUUUGUUAACAUUUUUUUCUUGACUUCUGACAUGUAAAUGAAUUUUUGAGAGACACAUGUUUUAGCUUUCUUCAGUAAAGUAGGUGGACAGUUGGCGGUGUAGGGGUUAGCACUGCUACCUUUGAAUCUGAAAGUCAUAGGUUUGAUCCGAUGCCUGGUUGUAGAACCCUUGAGCAAGGUACCUACCCCAAACUGCUUCAGCCAAAUUAUCCUGCUUUAUAAAUGGGUAAAUAAUUGUACUCUUAACAGAAUAAGUUGCUUUGGAGUUAAGCUAAAUGUAAAAUAUCUUUACCGAAAUUAGUGGCACUUUUGCUGUUGCAAUAAAAUAUGGAGGACUGUUAAA
This is a messenger RNA of Scleropages formosus (Asian bonytongue), 1893 nucleotides long. RefSeq names its product arrestin domain-containing protein 3-like. Bases 18 to 1394 code for a protein of 458 amino acids. Gene Ontology annotation, cellular component: plasma membrane; cytoplasm. The record is from RefSeq and is a predicted model, not a curated record. Lineage: Eukaryota; Metazoa; Chordata; Actinopteri; Osteoglossiformes; Osteoglossidae. The transcript has 6 exons. Gene Ontology annotation, biological process: protein transport.